Linum tenue is the source of this 419-nucleotide messenger RNA. NCBI's taxonomy places the organism in Eukaryota, Viridiplantae, Streptophyta, Magnoliopsida, Malpighiales, Linaceae. The record is from the annotation of a GenBank genome assembly.
GCCUCAAUACCUUGAUAUAUCAUUCACAGAUGCAAGGAGUAGAGCUUGUGGCUUUCGGUGCUCCAGUAACAUCCUUGGACUUCUGCUUUGACACGUUGCUAUUGGCUGUAGGAACUGACCAUGGUCUGGUAAGAAUUGAGAAGUAUCUGAUGAUUUUGAAAGAGUGGAACUUCAAGGACAAGAUGGAGAAGAUUAUGAGCUCCAAUAGUGGGCACAUUGCAUUAUACACCUUAACUUCCCAGGAUACCGCAAUCACUUCCUUCUCUCAUGAUAAGGUUCUUGCAGCUGCUGCAGAUGCUUCAUUUAAGAGCGAGAAAGCAGAGGAGCUUAGCAUAGAUGACAUUGUGAUAGAUGACCUCCCGCCUCCUCUGCCCCAACCAACGACAACCACCUCGAAACAUCCUAAGAAGGAGAAGAGA